Helianthus annuus (common sunflower) is the source of this 1694-nucleotide messenger RNA. Its product is annotated as berberine bridge enzyme-like 21. The record is from RefSeq and is a predicted model, not a curated record. The coding region runs from base 84 to 1547 and encodes 487 amino acids. NCBI's taxonomy places the organism in Eukaryota, Viridiplantae, Streptophyta, Magnoliopsida, Asterales, Asteraceae. Gene Ontology annotation, molecular function: oxidoreductase activity; FAD binding. The transcript has a single exon.
UGUUACUGUUAGUGCUACCGUUAAUUUUUCAAUCUGUCACAUCCGCUAUAGAUGGUUCAGUCUAUGAGACCUUUCUAGGGUGUAUGUCGAAACGAAACUCCUCAGAUCAUGUCUCAUCGUUAAUCUACAACCCAAAAAAUUCAUCAUACUCGUCAACAUUACAAGCCUACAUCCGAAAUAAAAGGUUCAACACAUCAUCAACUCUAAAACCCGUAAUCAUAGUGACCCCGUUACACGUACCCCAUGUCCAGUCAACUAUCCUAUGCACCAAAAACAUGGGUAUGAACCUCAGAAUUCGUAGCGGUGGUCACGAUUUUGAAGGACUGUCUUAUGUAUCCGACAUUAACUUUCUUCUACUUGACAUGUCGAACCUUCAGUCGAUUAACGUCAACAUCGAGGACGAAACAGCAACGGUUCAAGUAGGCGCCACCAUCGGAGAGCUUUACUACAACAUAUGGAACAAAAGCAAAGUGCACGCAUUCCCGGCUGGCGUAUGCCCCACCGUCGGAAUUGGGGGACAUAUAAGUGGAGGCGGGUACGGUGUUUUAAUGCGAAAAUACGGGUUAACCGUUGAUAACAUCAUCGAUGCGACCAUAGUUGACGUUAACGCUCGGGUUUUGACCCGAAAAUCAAUGGGAGAAGAUCUAUUUUGGGCCAUCCGAGGAGGAGGAGGGGCAAGCUUUGGAGUUGUCAUCUCUUACAAACUACACCUUGUUCGAGUCCCCGAAACUGUCACCGUUUUUCGAGUAUCGAAAACCUUCCAACAAAACGAUACUGACAUCGUAUACAGCUGGCAACACGUAGCCGACAAGAUUGACAGAGAUCUAUUCAUUAGAUUAAACCUUAAACCCGACAACACCAAAAACACAAUCCAUGCAUCUUUCACAGCCUUUUUCCUAGGAAACUCCGAACGUCUUGUUAAUGUAAUGAACUCAGGGUUUCCCGAACUCGGUAUACAAAUAUCCGAUUGCAAGAUGAUGAGUUGGAUCGAAUCCGAGCUGUUCUGGUCGAGCAAUGUUAACAAUCCAGUGGAGAUCUUACUGGAAAGAAAGUAUUCACCAAAAUUCUCAAAAAGAAAGUCAGAUUACAUGCAAACCCUAAUUCCUAGAAAUGGGUUUGAAUCUUUAUGGAAAAAGAUGGUGGAACUAAAGGUGGUGGAGCUGGUGUUCAACCCGUAUGGUGGGCGAAUGAGCGAGAUUGGAGAGUCGGAGACUCCGUUUCCGCAUCGAGCUGGAAACAUUUUCAAGAUUCAGUAUAGUGUUAACUGGGAUAAAGAAGGAGCAGAAGCUGAAGAAUAUUAUGUUAAUCAAAGUAGGGUUUUAUAUGAGUUCAUGACUCCGUUUGUGUCGAAGAAUCUUAGAGGGGCAUAUUUGAACUAUAGGGAUCUUGAUAUUGGUACUAGUUUUGUGGGGAAUAAUAGUUAUGAAGAUGCUAAAGUUUAUGGAGAAAAGUAUUUCAAGGGGAAUUUUGAUCGGUUGGUUAAAGUGAAGACGACGGUGGAUCGUGAUAAUUUCUUUACAAAUGAACAAAGUAUUCCUACUCUAUGAAGGAGAAGAAGAAUAUGAUGAAGUAGAUGCAAAUGUUUGGAAUAAUAAUAAACACCCAAUGAUAAUCCUUAUUAUUCCUUUAAUGAUAGUUAGGGAUUGUUACUUGUUAAUCAUACUUAAUAACUAAAAUCAUACUUUUUUUUUUAA